AUGGAACAAACUAGGAGUGAUAAAGGCUUCUCUCUAUCUACAGAUAAUGAAAUACUUUCCAGUUUACCACUGCAGAUGUCCCUCUAUUUCAACGUCUAUUAUUUCCCAUUUUGGUGGCUCAGUGCAGUCGUCAUGCUCUAUCUGAAGUAUCUGGCCUUGUCAGAUUACUCCAAGUUCAUCCUGGUUACAGCCAUGAUCAUAGCCUCUCUAGUAGAGGUCAUUCGACUCUACCUGGGAUACAUGGGCAAUCUGCAGGAGAAGGUCCCUGAGCUGGCUGGGUUUUGGCUCCUGAGUCUCCUCCUGCAGUUGCCUAUAAUGCUCUUCUUGCUAUUUAAUGAAGGUCUGAAAAAUCAGCCACUGGAGCGAGCAGUCCAUGCCAUCUUUGCCCUCUUCCUCAUCUUCCAAGUCUUUGCAGCCUUUGUCACCCUGAAAAGGAUGGUUAACAAACUGGCAACUCAGUUCUGCCUGGAGGAACGUCCUGUGCCUGAUUUUUACAGUCUGG
Merops nubicus (carmine bee-eater) is the source of this 502-nucleotide messenger RNA. RefSeq names its product transmembrane protein 17-like. Gene Ontology annotation, cellular component: ciliary transition zone. The annotation marks the transcript as partial. Gene Ontology annotation, biological process: non-motile cilium assembly. The record is from RefSeq and is a predicted model, not a curated record. NCBI's taxonomy places the organism in Eukaryota, Metazoa, Chordata, Aves, Coraciiformes, Meropidae. The transcript is spliced from 3 exons.